Messenger RNA from Paramisgurnus dabryanus, 2818 nucleotides. It is a transcript of the gene cdk5, whose product is annotated as cyclin dependent kinase 5. Gene Ontology annotation, cellular component: nucleus; cytoplasm. Gene Ontology annotation, biological process: axonogenesis; protein phosphorylation; neuron apoptotic process. The record is from RefSeq and is a predicted model, not a curated record. Gene Ontology annotation, molecular function: ATP binding; cyclin-dependent protein serine/threonine kinase activity. Lineage: Eukaryota; Metazoa; Chordata; Actinopteri; Cypriniformes; Cobitidae.
AUGUGUCUCCGUAAGUCGCCAUCUUGAAGCUCUCUUGAUGUUGCGUACUACGCCCCUUGUUGAUAAAAAACGACAGUAAUCUGUAUCUGUACAUUUUUAAAGCUCUGUUUAAUUAUUUUGGAUCAUACGCAGCGCGGGCGCUUUAUUUAAAAGCUGCUGUAAUUGGCUGCGACCAUGCAAAAGUAUGAGAAGCUGGAGAAGAUAGGAGAAGGUACCUAUGGGACUGUUUUCAAAGCUAAAAACAGGGAAACACAUGAAAUAGUGGCCCUCAAAAGAGUCAGACUGGAUGAUGAUGAUGAGGGGGUACCAAGUUCAGCUUUACGAGAAAUUUGUCUCCUGAAGGAGCUGAAACAUAAAAACAUUGUAAGGUUGCAUGAUGUCCUUCACAGUGAUAAGAAGCUCACGUUAGUGUUUGAGUAUUGUGAUCAGGAUUUGAAGAAAUACUUCGACAGCUGUAAUGGGGACUUAGAUCCAGAGAUUGUUAAGUCCUUCAUGUACCAGUUAUUAAAGGGGCUUGCGUUCUGCCACAGUCGAAAUGUUCUCCACCGGGACCUUAAACCACAAAAUCUGCUUAUCAACAGAAAUGGUGAACUAAAGUUAGCUGACUUUGGCUUGGCCAGAGCGUUCGGUAUCCCUGUACGAUGUUAUUCUGCUGAGGUGGUGACGUUGUGGUACAGACCACCAGAUGUGCUGUUUGGUGCUAAGCUUUAUUCUACAUCGAUUGACAUGUGGUCUGCCGGCUGUAUUUUUGCAGAACUUGCGAAUGCAGGACGUCCUUUAUUUCCCGGUAAUGAUGUGGAUGACCAGUUAAAGAGGAUCUUUAGGUUAUUGGGAACGCCGACAGAAGAACAGUGGCAAACUAUGAAUAAACUUCCAGAUUAUAAGCCGUAUCCAAUGUACCCCGCCACUACAUCACUCGUAAACGUUGUCCCGAAACUCAGCAGUACAGGCAGAGAUCUACUACAGAAUCUUUUGAAAUGUAAUCCAGUACAGCGAAUCUCCGCAGAGGAAGCCCUACAGCACCCGUACUUUGCUGAUUUUUGCCCACCCUAAAUUUGAGACCUACAAAGCUUCCUUUAGAAGUGUGGAUGGGGCCGGUCUUAACCCCUUCCCAACUCAUUCAGCUUUUAGUUAGUUACACCUGCUAUGGCAGGAUACAAAGACUUUGACACAAUUUUGUCAUCCACAUGCACUGCAGUAUAUAUGGGUCUGAUUAUGAUAGCAGUACUGUAGUGUAGGGCUGUUAUUGUAGAUACAUUUUCCAGAAAAGGACAUUUGUCAUGUAAGUUUAGUCUUGAUGAUGUUUUAAAAGAUGCUGAUCAUCAACAUUUCUUCUGUAAUUCGGGCCCUACAAGAUUAAUUGAGUUGCCAAAUGUGCUUGACGGGUCUUUAAUGGUUUACAAAGAAUCUGCCGUGAGGGUUAAAGGCAGUGCUUAUUUCUUAUUUAAUUUUUCAUAUGAGCAGUGUAAUUUAAUAAGGUACAGUGCACAUGAUUUAUCUUACGUUCCGUAGUAUUUAAGAAUAGGUGUUUUUCAACGGUUUAUGUGUUACACAUUUAUUAAGAACAGAAAAAAGGCUGAAAACCUUUAUUGUGUGACUGUCAUUGUACAAUUUUGAAUUACAGCGCAGCAUUGGUUCUAGCAUUUUAAACUUUUUUUUAAAUGAUCAAACAGUUGUAAAGGAACCUAAAAGUGUUGUAGAACAAAAAGUGUUCGUUUUUCAGGCUGUUCCCCUCUGUGUUGGAUGCUUAAAACUUUAGUGCACCAACAGCUGGAGUAAUAUCUAUGUCUGUACGGGAUUAUAUAAUUGUGGGUACAUUUGGUGUCCAAAGUCAUAUUUUAUAAUAUAUAAUAUUUUUAAAUUCUUAUUAAGAUAAAAAUCAUAAUUUCCUGUUGUCCGAAUUAGUCAGUGGUAACCCUGCUACUGUCAACUCUUGUUAUUAGGACAUCAUCUGUUAUUAUUACUCUGUUAUUCGGACAACAGGAAAUCAUGCUUUUCGGGUAUAUUAGACACUUUUUAAAGAAAAUAUAAUAUUGUUAUGCUCUGUAAAAUUUUGUGAUCAAUAACAAUGAGUACCAAAUAAUUAAAAUAAUUAAAAAUAUAACCAUUUGGACACCUAAUGUUUAUGCAAUUACAAAAUCACCCCUGAAUAACACCUGAAACAUUAAAAAUCCAUAAAGAGUGUAUGAAAAUGCAUGACGGUAUAUUGUCAUAAUUUCAUGUUACGUUGCAUUUGUGUGUCCAUUACGAGAUUCAGACUUUUCUCUCCUUAUUUUCCCUCUUGAUUGCUUUUUCCUACUCGGCUUUAGUUAAUAUUUAAUAAGAGCACAAUAUAAGUCACAGUUUUAGUGAUCGUUUUUGUUAUUAAUUUGAUAAAGUUCAGUAUUUAUGUGAAAGCUCUAUAGUUAGAUUUAAGAUUAUGCCGUUUUUUUAGUUUCUAUUAACACUGUUUGAAAAUGAUUUAAUUUAUUCAUAUAUAUAAAACUUAGUUGACUCAGUUAGGGGACCAUUCUGGUUAUUGAAAGAAAUCUCUGACAAUUUUUUUUAAAUAUGCCAUUUUCUUUUAAUAAUAAUAAAAGUUGCUACAUGGUCAAGUCAGUACUUAUAGGAUAUUGAAAUGAGCAUCAGGUAGAAAGUAAAAACAACUUUAUUCAUUAUUUUAUGAUAAUGUAACAUAACUUGGUGUAUACCCUGAAAAGAUGACGUUUUUUAUUUAAAAAAGAAACUUUCUGUGGCAUACUUUAUCAUUGUCUGCAAAUAAUGUGUAAAACUGUUUAAACUUGACAGUGCACCGGUUCAUUAAAAUGUUUUCUUUAAA